GGGAUAAGGGCCCUCCCCGAGCGGCGCGCCCGCUCUUCGUCCGCCGCCUCCCGCAGCCGUCGGCCAGGGUCAGGGACGGGGGCCGGGCGGGCGCGCAGGGGGGUGCUCGCGGCGCCCCGGCUCGGCCAUGGUGCAGGCCUGGUACAUGGACGAGUCCGCCGACGACCCGAGGCGGCCCCACCGCGCCGAGCCCAGCCGCCCGGUUGGCCUGGAGCAGCUGCGCCGGCUCGGGGUGCUUUAUUGGAAGUUGGAUGCUGACAAAUAUGAGAAUGAUCCAGAAUUAGAAAAGAUCCGAAAAGAGAGAAACUACUGCUGGAUGGACAUAAUAACCAUAUGCAAGGAUAAACUGCCAAAUUAUGAAGACAAGAUUAAGGUGUUCUACGAGGAGCACCUGCACCUGGAUGACGAGAUCCGCUACAUCCUGGACGGCAGCGGCUACUUCGACGUGCGGGACAAAGAGGACCGGUGGAUCCGCAUCUUCAUGGAGAAGGGGGACAUGAUAACCCUACCCGCCGGCAUCUACCACCGCUUCUCGCUGGACGAGCAGAACUACGUGAAGGCCAUGCGGCUGUUUGUGGGCGACCCUGUGUGGACGGCGUACAACCGGCCCGCCGACCACUUCGAGGCCCGGGGCCGGUACCUGGAGUUUCUGGCUCAGACAGUGUAGCGGCGCUCAGGGGCCAGGCCGCCUUCGCCUGGUCCCGAAUCCCAGCAGAGAGUCUGUCCUCCUCCUCUUCCGCCGUAGAUGUGGGGCCGGGUGAGCUUUCCUUGGCAGGACUGUCCGAUCGGUGUGUUUAAUGAAGGGAGCUUCAUUAUAAAAGUGAUUUUUACGUGGCAGCAACUCUGGGACGGUGGACAAGCCACGUUCACUUCCCCUAAUUCAAGGUCAGCCUGAAUGAGGGUCCCCUCCCUUCUCCUCCCCCAAUGGGUGAGCCCGGGCUGCUCCAUCCCACCGGCUCUGGGCCUGUAAGCAGACGUCUGCCCGCGCGGUGCCUGCCUCGUGAGAACGUGUCACAGGAGAGGACAGGACCGGCCAGAUAGACGACACUCGUCUCCCACAACUGGGUGGGGAGUGCUGUCGGGGCUGAGCUGUCCUGUGAGUGGAGGGAUACUCGGAGCUGCUGAUGCCACUUUCUUGCUCAAAAUUCAGUAGCUCCCCUAAUCUUACACUCGUGGCUGGUGGUCCUUAAUCAUCACGGUCAUGGUUGCUCGUACGUGUAUAUAACAAAUUUCUAUUGUAUCUGCAUUAGCAUUUAGUCACGGAGAUUUCUGGGUUGAUUUGCCUGUUAACUCUUCUAAAAGCAAAUUUUGACUUUAAUAGGAAAACUACUGCAUUAUCUUUUACCUCAAUAAUUUUGAGAUACAGCUUUGCCUAAUUUGUUAUAAUAAUAGAAAAAUCCCAAAUCAACUUCAUGUUUUGACGGGCAGAUCGUUUUAAGGAUUUUUUAAACUGAAUUAAAAAUCUUCGUAUUAAAA
Molecule: messenger RNA, 1476 nt
Organism: Lutra lutra (Eurasian river otter)
Lineage: Eukaryota; Metazoa; Chordata; Mammalia; Carnivora; Mustelidae
Gene: ADI1
Product: acireductone dioxygenase 1
Exons: 4
Coding region: 128-667 (179 amino acids)
Molecular function (GO): acireductone dioxygenase [iron(II)-requiring] activity
Source: RefSeq, a predicted model, not a curated record